UUCCUACCAGUCAGUUGUGAGGCUACUGUUGUCCAGAAAAGCAGAAAGACUCGCGCAGUCCAGCCAGGAGACGUCAAGUUGUCGUGGAAAUUGGAUAACACUCGCAGACUCAUCCUCUGAAGCUGGCUACAAAUCUUUUUUGCUGGUAUGGAAAAUGAUGAAACAACGUUUGUCACCUCGAUCAACCCCAACCAGUUCCCUGGCAAGUUGUGGCGUUUGGUGAACGAUCCUCAGAUUCGCUCAAUCUGGUGGGACGCCAGCGGGGAAGGAAUACUUGUCAAUCAGCUACCCUUCGAAGCUGAAGUGCUUCAAGUACCCAGGCAGGUGACCGAGUACUUCAGAACAACGGACUUCAUCAGUUUCGUUCGCCAGUUGAACCUGUACGGCUUCAGAAAAGAACGCAUAGACUUUGACAUCUCGGACAAUCAACCCAACAUCUCAUCCACUGACGCCCAACUGCACCACUUUCACAACCCGUACUUCAAACGGGAUAAGCCCGAGCUUCUAGUCAAACUAAAGCGACUCACGCCUCUCAACAAGGCCAAGCUCGCCGGGAGAGAGGUGCCCAGGAGGAAAUCAAAACGUAUCCAUCAUGCGAUGCUGAAUUCGCCGCAGGAAACCUCAGCCUUAAUGAACACAGGUUCAGUCUCGCUUGGACAUCAGGGAACCCCUUACCACCAUCCCUGCAAUGGCCCUCAGCAGGAGAAGGACUGCGACAGAACUUACUUUAAAUACUAA
Ictalurus punctatus (channel catfish) is the source of this 738-nucleotide messenger RNA. Its product is annotated as heat shock factor protein 5-like. Bases 148 to 738 code for a protein of 196 amino acids. Gene Ontology annotation, molecular function: DNA-binding transcription factor activity; sequence-specific DNA binding. The record is from RefSeq and is a predicted model, not a curated record. The transcript is spliced from 4 exons. Gene Ontology annotation, biological process: regulation of DNA-templated transcription. NCBI's taxonomy places the organism in Eukaryota, Metazoa, Chordata, Actinopteri, Siluriformes, Ictaluridae.